Molecule: messenger RNA, 2767 nt
Organism: Panicum virgatum (switchgrass)
Lineage: Eukaryota; Viridiplantae; Streptophyta; Magnoliopsida; Poales; Poaceae
Product: G-type lectin S-receptor-like serine/threonine-protein kinase At2g19130
Exons: 1
Coding region: 130-2577 (815 amino acids)
Biological process (GO): recognition of pollen; protein phosphorylation
Molecular function (GO): protein serine/threonine kinase activity; ATP binding
Source: RefSeq, a predicted model, not a curated record
UGACGUCCAAACAAGGCACCUUCCAUCCGUCCACCCGCUAUCUAGCGCGCAGAUGCGGUGGCAACUGUGUGAAACCACGACCGCAUCAGAAUCCACCCGAAAACCCACCGCGCUUGCAAGUAUCGAAGGAUGUCUCUGCCUGCCGUUGCCACCGCUCUCGCCCUCGUCGUCGCGAAUUGUUGCACGCCAGGCCAUCCCGGCGCGGCGGAGGCGGCGGACACCGUCUCGGGGCAGCGGCCGCUGCGGGGCAACGACACGGUGGUCUCAACGCAGGGCAAGUUUGAGUUGGGCCUCUUCAGCCCCGGCAGCUCCGGCCGGUACUACCUCGGCAUCUGGUACAAGAACGUCCCCGUGCAGACCGUCAUCUGGGUCGGCAACCGUGGAAAUCCCCUGUCUAGUGUUGCCUCGGCUGAGCUCCGGGUGUCCUCCGGCAGCGGCAACCUCGAGCUCGUCGGGCUCAACAAAUCCUCUUCCACGCCGCGCGUCGUGUGGUCGACCAACCAGUCGUCCUCGUCGGCGUCGGCGUCGCCGUGGUCGAACGUCGCGGUGAUGCGCGACAACGGCAACCUGGUCCUCCUCGGCGGGGGCAACUCCUCCAACGUGCUGUGGCAGAGCUUCGACCACCCGACCGACACGCUGGUGCCGGAGGGGUGGCUCGGGGAGAACAAGCUCACCGGUGAGUACCAGACGCUGACGUCGUGGCGCAACGCCGAGGACCCCGCACCAGGGAGGUUCACGGACACGGUAGACCGCAACGGCAGCAGCGACUUCUUCCUCCUCUGGAACGGCUCCCGCGUGUACUGGCGCAGCGGCGUCUGGACAGGGCGCGUCUUCGCCAACCUACCGGAGGCAGUAAACAACGUGCUCUUCAACCAGACGUACGUUGAGACGCCGGCGUACCGGCGCGUCACCAGCGUGCUCUACAACAACUCGACGAUCACGCGCACGGUGCUCGACCUCACGGGCCAGACGAAGCAGUACAUCUGGGUCACCGAAAGCCAGAGCUGGCAGUUCUUCUGGGCCGCGCCCACCGUGCAGUGCGACGUCUACGCGCUCUGCGGCGCGUUCGGCAUCUGCAACCCGAGGAGCCAGCCGCCGUGUCAGUGUCCGCCCGGGUUCGCGCCCGCGGCGGAGCGGGACUGGGGCCUCAGCGACUGGAGCGGCGGGUGCCAGCGGACCGCACCGCUGGGGUGCGGAGGCAACGGCUCAGCAGAGGACGGAUUCCUGGAGCUUCCGAACAUGAAGCACCCGGACGAGUCUGUAGCUGGGAGCGCCCAAAGCAGAUUAGGGUGUGAGUUGGCUUGCUUAAAGAACUGUUCCUGCCAGGCUUACGCAUUCUCCGCCGGUGGUAGCUGCGCCAUCUGGAACGACGACGGCUUCCUCAACCUCGAGCAGCUGUAUGCGGAUGCCAGAGGUUCGUCGUCGAUCCUGUACCUCCGGUUGUCAAAAUCCGAAUUGCAACAUUUGCGCGGUGCCAAGGGGAAGAACAGGCGCGUGCUGCGGCUCGUCCUUGGCGUCGUUUCAGCUUGUCUUGCAGCGCUGGGUGCAUCGGCACUAGUAGCGUGGAUGCUACUAUCCAGGAGGAAACGCCGACUCGAGAAAAUCGCAAAUCAGGACUCCUCCCUGCAUGUUUACAGCUACAGCGAGCUCCGCACCGCUACCAACAACUUCUCCGAGCGGCUGGGCGGCGGAGGCUUCGGCACGGUGUACCGCGGCGUCGUGAACGGGCACACCCAAACCCAAGUGGCUGUCAAGAAACUAGAGGGCCUUCGGCAGGGCGACAAGCAGUUCCGGACGGAGGUGAACACUCUGGGGCUCAUCCAGCACGUCAACCUCGUCCGGCUCGUCGGAUUCUGCUCCUCCGGCGGCGGCGAGAAGAUGCUUGUCUACGAGUACAUGCCCAAUGGCUCCCUCGACUCCUACCUCUUCAGGUGCAGCUUGUGCCCGAGCUGGCACGACCGCUACGGCAUCAUGCUCGGCAUCGCCAGGGGUCUGUCCUACCUGCACGAGGGCUGCCGCGAGCGCAUCAUACACUGCGACAUCAAGCCGGAGAACAUACUGCUGGACAAGGACUUGUGCCCGAAGAUCGCCGACUUCGGGAUGGCGAAGCUGGUGGGGAGGGACUUCAGCCGGGUCUUGACGACGAUGCGGGGCACCAUUGGGUACCUCGCCCCCGAGUGGAUCUCCGGGCUGCCCAUCAGCGCCAAGGCGGACGUGUACAGCUUCGGGAUGGUGCUCUUCGAGCUCAUCUCGGGGCGGCGCAACGCCGAGAGCUACGGCGAUGGCGAUGGCACGGAGGCAGGGGCAGCAGGGCAACGCCCGUCCACGUUCUUUCCGGUCUGGGCCGCAGCGCGGGUGCUGGAAGGGGACACGGCCGCCGUGGCGGACCCACGGCUGCGCGGCGACCUCGUCGAGGGGGAGCUAGAGCGCGCCUGCCGGAUAGCGUGCUGGUGCAUCCAGGACCAGGAGGAGCACCGGCCAACCAUGGCGCAGGUCGUGCAGGCGCUGGAGGGCUUCGUCGACGUCUGCGUGCCGCCGGUGCCCCGUGCACUCCAGCACCUCGCGACACUGACAUGAAACGCCGUCGCGAGGCAAAUGUAUUCACUGCUGUACACAGCUGAAGCUGACAAAUUAAAUAGUGCCGCUCAAUAUACUACUGCACAUUUUCUGGCCGGCCUGAUGGUCCUGUCAAAUCUCAAAUGGGUAUUGGCAGUUGUCAGUUAUCACUACUACUACUAUUUCCUUGUUUGUUUUCUAUUCUUUGAUA